UGCAUGCAAUCGAUCGGCGCCGCUUUCAAAAAUUGAAGAGUUCAACUAACAAGCUAGGAGCUAGGCUAUCUGAGGUUGAAGUCUAUAUACAUGUAGGCCUACUCUGCAGAUUCAUUCCUGACCUGUUCAUUGAUCCGCCAUCAGCAUGGCAGAGGAGGAAGAGGGGCAUCUGUCGAUGACAUCAUCAGCGAACUUGACUGUGAAUCCAUUUGAUACUGCUAGUCUGGACAGCAUGCAUCUACCUGCAUUCAGCCCAUCUGUGUUCAAGUCUAGUCAGGACACGCCCUGUAGCAAGAAGAAGAGUGGCUUUCGGUGGUCCAUCGAUCAGAUGUCUCUGCUCUUCCCGGCUGAUAUAGACGAGUUACCCCAGCAACAGGAUGCAUCAUUCAUCCCAAAAGAGAAAGAGGAACAGGUCCAACAAGCAAUAAAUCAGUUCUUCUCACAGAAAGUAGUCGUCCCUUCUCCCUGGUCACAAUCCAAGCCGAUGAAACAGGUCACGUUCUCACCCAAACCACCAACCGUUAGCAUUUUAAGUGAGCACUCAGCAGACAAUUCCAUUUGUUCCUCAACCAAUGGAUCCUUCUUUGGGAGCGUGUCGGGAAAGGUAGAUGUGAGCUGUCAGACGGCCAUUACUCUUCCACUCAAUUUUGAUUUGGAAGCUUUUCUUGGAAAGGGUCGCUUCAUGUACACCAAAUCCAGCGUGGAAUCGUUCCCCGUCGCUCCCCUGAGGCGCAAACUCUUCACACAGAGCGAGUCCAGCUCCAAUGGAGUGCCCUCUGCCAGCCCUCUAUCGGCUAGUAGCAGGGAGAGCGGACCGUUCUCCCCCUCCAUCUCACCGAUCAAGUCCAGCCAGGAGUGCAGUCCAACAGACUACGGACGUAUGCCGAAGACCCCUAAUUCAGUUGAGAGCCAGUUUUCGUCCAGUCCAAUAGCUCGUUACAGGACCACCCCAAUUAGACCAGUCCCUCAUGUACAACUCCAAGCAUCACCCCUGUCUGGGAAAAUGGAUUCUCCCUUGAUGUCGCCAAUAAGAGAAGCCCCACAUAGCAAAGGUCUACCACCAAGCCCUAUUAUUGCACCCAGCCCAGUGGAGUCUCUCAGUAAUGGUGACCAUAUCUCACCCUUAAUCAUCAAGGGCAACUCACUCUACCAAUCCACAAAGCCUUCCGAUAACAUGAUGGAAACCAGUCUCUCCAAACCUGAUAUUCUCGAAUUCAGACCCCACAUGGCUGAGGUAGGAGAUGAAAAUAUAGGGAUGGAGGGAAGGAGAGACUUCUCUCAAGAAUUUAGCGGAACGGACGAGAAUAGAAGCGAAGGGGACAGACAGAUUGACCGAAGGAAAGAGUCUCCUCACAAGGGGAUCGACGAAUUUGGUGAUAGGAGUGACGGAGCGGAAGAAUUCGCUCACGGAUCGAUAGAAGAAUUUGAUGAGAACGAUGGAGGAGGAGAUGGAGAUGCGAUGGAGAGAAGGAAGGAUUUCACGCUUGGCUUGACCAGAGAGUUGAGCCCCAUACAGAGGAUUGGUGACCAUAUCUCAAUGCGAAAUGAACCAGGUUGCUCAUCAAGGCUACAUGGUACUCAAGAAGAGAUUAGUAUGGAUACCAGUCUUAUGAGUAACAGGGAUCACAUUCAGGAGGACAUUCAUGCAAGCAGUCCACCGAGGCAGAACAUACCAUGUGACUUCUCGCUGGAAGCCAGUACUGCCCUCAGCCCUAUACCAAAGACUGGUGACCUACCAAUCUCUCCUGUCAGGACCGAAGAAGGCGUAUCCAAAGACAGGGUCAAUGUCCAGUCUUUCAGAUCCAAGGCACGCCACAAGAUGGUCUCCUUCCACAUCGGGACAGAAUUCAGCCCUAUUAGGUAUCCGGAAAGCGGUGGUGAUCCUUUCUCGGGGCAAAGCAUGCCGAUCACGUCGUCACGAGUGCACGAUAGCAACACGGAACUGUUGAUGGAAACCAGUCUGUUUUCCCUGGAUGGACGAGAAGAGGUUGCGGGUGAUCGGCCAGAGAGAGUGGAGAAUCUUGAAGCCGAUGCAGGUGGUAAGGUAACAAAGUUCUUUCGGGCAGGUCCUCAGGAAGAUGCUACAGGGUUAGAAUCGGUGGACGAUGUAUCAUCAGCAGGGACUGGCGAUGUUCCAGAGAGAGAGAAACAUUUUGAGUCAGGUUGUGAAGAGCUUAGGGAAAACCUUAUCAAAGCUUCUAAACAUGGUGGGAUAAAAGAGGAUGGUUCGGACUGCAAGGACAAUUUCACUUCUUUUUCUGAAGACAUCGCCUCCCAUUAUCCUGCAAAGCCAAAGAUGUUCUUGAGAACUUCAAGUGCUCUGGACGGUGCUGUGUCCAACUCCUGCAGGUCGACCGAGUCAUGUGAUCAAUCCAGUGUAUCCUGGGUAGGGAAUACCUGUUCCUCGUCUUUGAAGCAUGGGACGCGUUCAGGAGAACAGUCUUAUCAAUUCCAGAGCCCAACGGUACCAGCAACGUGUCUGACAUCGACCAUGCGAUACGGCACACUAUCUUUCAAUCCACCAUUUGGAAUGCCUGUCAAGGGUGAUCGAAGUGCCAUCUCAGGAAUGGACCUUAGUUCUGUAUCCUUGAUAGCGAAUGCAUCUCCCAAAAAGGAGACCACUGAAAUGUGCAAAGGUAUAGGUCAGUCCUGUGACUUGACCCAUGGGCAAUUCCAACAAGAGUCUUCCAAAAAUCUUAGGUUUGAUGAAGUGCAAUUCUUUGACAGGGUUGAGGAUUGUCGGAUGCAGACGUCUUUUACAAAGAAGUCCGCCCCGAGCUCUAUGACAACAAGCCGGAGCUAUGACUCUUUGAGGAAGUAUGCAGAGGAGAGAGAGAACACAGAUGUCCAGGAAGAUUGGCUAAUGCUGUCUUUAUCCGAGGCAGAUCUGCAGAGCCAUAGAAGGGACUCUGUCGGAACGCAUUCAUCAAGCUUGCUCCAUCAGCGUGAAGAUACGGAACAUUGUCCUACCAUGCCACAAGGUCAUAUCUCCCAUCCCGUCUUUCAAAGAAGUACCUCAGAUCCACUCCAAUACCAAGAGGCUGACAUGCAGGAAGGCCCUAUCUCUUUGGACCUUCCACAUAGUCAUUCUGCCCAGGAUGUUCCUGCAAGAAGUGUAAGCCUCCAAAAUAAGACUCCUCUCUCCAGUCCGGCCACGGAAAAUGGUAAUCUAACCAACCUUCGUUCCCAUCAGAAACUCUUGAAUGACGCAAACAGGCAUGAAGAAGACAUCUCAGGCGAUAUCAGCAAAGCGGAAGCAACACCUCUAAGGCCUAUAUCGGUGAAUCUCCUUGCUCAGGUAACCAGGACAGGAGUUGAUAGUGGGUACAAUACACACUGUGCAAAUGUCUCUAUGGAUCUUGGAGAUGUCGAGAACAGCACUUGAUGGCGACGAAACAAUGCAUUGACACAUCUGGGCCCUGUUUUACAAAGAGCUGCGAUUUGAUCUGAUCUGAUCAACCACAACUAUGGACGGCAAGCAACAUCAACAUAUGCAUGUUUGUUCAAAAUAUUUUCUAGGUAUAAUGCGACAUGAUAUGAUUCACUGUUUUUCUUUAAAUUCAGUAUGCUCCUCUUUUGUUUACAAUAGACGUUGUGCAAAUUUAUUGUAACAAAAAUUAUGACACUGAUAGAUUUCCAUAUACAGUAGUUGAGGUUGAUCAUAUAAAUCACACCCCUUUGUAUGACAAGGCAUUGGAUGGCAUCUGUCACACUUUCUGGAUUUUUAUUGUGGAUGUAUUUACUGGUAUCAGACAAACAAAACAUGUGCAUGUGUGUCAUACAUCUCUCAGUCAAAUACACUUGGAAACUAUUAAAGGACAAGUCCACCCCCAAAAAAAGUUGAUUUGAAUAAAAAGACAAAAAUCCAACAAACAUAACACUACAAAUUUCAUCAAAAUCGGAUGUAAAAUAAGAAAGUUAUGACAUUUUAAAGUUUCGCUUAAUUUCACAAAAUUGUUAUAUGCACAUCCUUGCCGGUAUGCAAAUGAGGAGACUGAUGACGUCAUCCACUCACUAUUUCUUUUGUAUUUUAUUAUGUGAAAUAUGAAAUAUUCUAAUUUUCUCCUGGUUGUCAAGUGAAACAAAGAUUAAUUCCUCCCUGAACACGUGCAAUUAGCAUUGUUUAAUAUUAUAUGGUUCAGUCAAGUUUGUCCUUAUUGUCAAAUCUGUAAAAAAUGAAAUAUUAUAUAAUUCAAACAAUAAAAAACAAAAGAAAUAGUGAGUGAGGGACAUCAUCGACUGCCUCAUUUGCAUGUCACUGAAUUGUGCAUAUCACUGUUUUGUGAAAAAUAAGCGAAACUUUAAAGUGUCAUAACUUUCUCAUUUUACAUCUGAUUUUGAUGAAAUUUUCAGCGUUAUGUUAGUUUGAUUUUUCUCUAUUUAUUCAAAUCUACAUUUUUCUGGAGUGGACUUGACCUUUAAAAAGAUGGGUAUUUGUGAAUUUGACUGGCAUACAGGUAUAAAGCACAAGUGUAUAUACAUACAUGGAGGGCUUGGAGGUCUAUGGUCUAAGUCUGGCUUAAAAUUAUGGGAAGCAAUCAGAGUGUCAAGAAUUUGUUUAACUGUAAUUCUUCUUGUGUUCCUUCGCAUGGUUCAUUGGGGAAGAAAACUAUUGUAUUUAUCAUUCAAGAAUUUUGUUAAUGCCUUAUGUGGAAGUCAUUGUCUCACUUUCCCUGACCGUGCAGUUGUCCUAGGAUGAUUAGACCGUCUUACAAAGAGUUACCAUUGAUCCAAUCAAUCUCAACUGUAUUGAAAUCCAUCCACACCAUAAAAUUUUCUACAGGAAAUUUGCACAAUCUCCUUUAUAGUAAGCAAAGAGAAUCACACUGAAUCUUCAAGAGAAUGAUCUUAUCUAGAAAAUAUUUUGAACAAAAUUUUGCAUCUUAGAUGUUGACGUUGCUGGCCGUCCAUAGUUGUGAUUGAUCUGAUCAAUUGUAACUCUUUGUAAGACGGGGCCCUGAAGAAUUUCUUGCUUGUACACGACUUUGCUUUCCGCAAAGAUGUCUCUGUUACACGUUUUUCAAGUGUUUUUCACAAAGUAUGGGGUCAGCAAAUAUAAAUCCACUCCCCCCAAAAAGCCAAUGCACUAAUGACUUCGAGAAAUUAGAUAACUCAUUCUUUUUUCUUUCUUUUUUUUUGUUAAUAACAUAGGGUGGUGCUGGUUUUACAAUGAUAUUUUUUAUGAUAGAUUCAUCAAUGGUUGGUUAUGUACAUUAUUACAUCACAAUUAUCAAUUAUAGAUAUAUUUUUUUAAUUCAUGGUUUGCUUCUUCACAAAUUAUAUACAUGUAUGUAUGAUUGUAUAUGACAUUUCCCUGUGAAUUUGAAAUUUGUAUUUGAUUUUGAGAAUUAACAUUAUUUACUGGAGUACGUACUUCUGUUUACAUGUGUGUGAUAUGUUUUUCUCCCAGUUUUAUGAUUGAAAAGAUCUGGGGCAUGUUUUACAAAGAGUUAUUAUACUCGAUUCAAAUUGAAAUCAUAUUGGGAUUGAUCUCAAAUUAAAUUAAAGUCAAUCAUAAUUUGAAUUUGAAAUCAUAUUGGGAUUGAUCUCAAAUUGAAUUAAAGUCAAUCAUAAUUUAAAUUUGAAAUUAAUCUGUCACCACCAUUUGUAAGACAGGGCCUUAAUUUUGCAAAGGCUGCAUUGGAUUCACAAACACGAUUUAAUCUUAUUAAAGGGAAAUGAAAGCUUUGAAACAAGUGGGCUUGUGUAGAAACAGAAAAAUCAAAGAAACAAAAGAUCAAAGAAAGUUGAGAAAAAUCAGACAAAUAAUGAAAAAGUUAUGAGCAUUUGCGAUCACUAAAUGCUAUGGAGAUUUUGAUUGGUUUGCAUCCGAAAAGAUGGGCGGGAACUUAGAGAGAUAUGACAGGGAUAAAAAAGGUAGAAAAGGGUAGAAACAUUAUAUUUACAUUACAAAUUUUGAUUGUGGGCACCGGCCGGCAGUGCUCCCACCUCCCCCCCCCCCCCCAUCUGAUCUGCCACUGGCUUUUACAUCGCAAUGAGUGGGGAUUUCCAGGGCUCUUUCGAGCAAUUGGGGGGAGCUAAAUCACCCCCGCCCCGUGUGAUUUUUUUCCCCUCUAGUAUGUUACUGUAGCAGCAGGUUUGAAUUGGUCACCCUUUUAUCAUAUUGGGCUUGUUCAUUAUUUCUUAACUUUUUGCACGCUGAGUUAAUUUUGGCGGGAUUAUGAUGACAUUUGUUUCCAUGUUAUUUUCUUUAAUUCAAGAUUUCCAAUUUCCUUAAUUGAUAUAGAUUGAUAUAUGACUAUAGAUGUUACCCAAGAAUUAUUGCCUGUUAUUAGCUUAUCUGAUUUGAAGAUUUGGGGAGAAAACUAAUUAUUACGAUUGUUGAAUUUAAUUGUACGAAUGUGCAUGAUUGCAACAUCAGCGGGCAAUGGGUUAAUGAACCCAAUAAAUAAAUCACAAUUAUAUGCCAUUAUAUCUGCAUAUCAUAUAUAUGGAGUGACUCUACCUUUGUAAAUACGUCAGAAGAAUUCAUGUGCCAUAUUAUGUAGAAAAAUAUAAUUAGGUGAACAUGUAGAUGUAAUAUUUCACAUGUAUGAAAUAAAGAUCUUGAUUGAAUCAUACUAUGUAGUAUAUAUCAUACGCCAAA
Lytechinus pictus (painted urchin) is the source of this 6607-nucleotide messenger RNA. RefSeq lists its product as uncharacterized. The record is from RefSeq and is a predicted model, not a curated record. The transcript has 10 exons. Lineage: Eukaryota; Metazoa; Echinodermata; Echinoidea; Temnopleuroida; Toxopneustidae. Gene Ontology annotation, cellular component: cytoplasm; nucleus. Gene Ontology annotation, biological process: regulation of mitotic nuclear division; activation of protein kinase activity; regulation of mitotic spindle organization. The coding region runs from base 146 to 3385 and encodes 1079 amino acids. Gene Ontology annotation, molecular function: protein kinase binding.